This is a messenger RNA of Homarus americanus (American lobster), 1156 nucleotides long. RefSeq names its product DNA replication complex GINS protein PSF1-like. Gene Ontology annotation, biological process: DNA strand elongation involved in mitotic DNA replication; DNA replication. Bases 113 to 697 code for a protein of 194 amino acids. The record is from RefSeq and is a predicted model, not a curated record. Gene Ontology annotation, cellular component: GINS complex. NCBI's taxonomy places the organism in Eukaryota, Metazoa, Arthropoda, Malacostraca, Decapoda, Nephropidae. The transcript has 6 exons.
GAGUUGGCAGCCCUGGAAACAAACCAUCACAACAAUAACAGACAAGUGUCCUCAGGGAAGCAGCUUUCAUGUGUAUAGAAUCAAUUUAAAAUUAAAUACAGAGAAGCAAAUUAUGCUUGGGGAAAAAGCUCUUGAACUUAUAAAGGAACUGGACAGGUGUAAAGAUGGCCAGCUACCUGCUUUUAAUGAGGACAUCAUCAGAAUGGUACUGGAAGAGAUGACAACACUCUUUGAACAAAAUCAGCGGGAUGUGAAUGCAACAGUAGCUGGUGAUGUACGUUUCUUUUCUGGGGUUCACCUGCGACAUGCUGCUCUAGAGAGGAAUAAGAGAUGUUUGCUGGCUUACUUAUACAACAGGUUAGACAGAAUUAAAGCUAUGAGAUGGGAAUUUGGCAGUAUUCUACCUGCUGACAUACGGGCAAAUAUUUGUGAACCUGAGAUUCAGUGGUUUAACAGGUACAACAAGAAUCUGGCAUCAUACAUGAGGUCGCUGGGUGAAGGCACUGGCUUAGACCUAACACAAGACACAAAACCACCAAAAAAUCUUUAUGUUGAGGUACGCUGCCUUAAGGAUUAUGGUGAAUUUGAGCUCGAAGAAGGAGACAUUGUUGUUCUACAGAAAAACACCACCCAUUAUCUUCCCAUGUCUCACUGUCAGCAUCUAAUCCGACAAGGCAUCCUUGAACAAGUAGAAUGAUGGUACAAAUUUAAUAUGCCUUAAAAUCAUAUAGCUAUCCAAAAUGAUGGUAUAAAUUUGAUAGGCCGUAUAUGUCGGCUUAUAAGACAGAAUUUGAACCUUAAAAAAUCAGCCCAAACUUAGGGGUCGUCUUAAACGCCGGGUAUAAAAUCCAAACCUCUACAUCCUGUGGUUUAGUGUAUAUAUUAAAAUAAUAACAAAUGUAUUAUAAACCUGUCUAACAUAUUGUAAAUGCCGUAAAAUAACAACAUAAUAAAAGCUGGUAUUAUUACUCACCGCCCUCCAUCUGCAACUGCCGCCGAAGUAAACAAACAACCGUCUUUAAAUACCAGUACGGUAUUUAAAGACAGUUUCUUGGAUAGGCUCAAGUUGCCAUUCCUUCAUAAGCAGUAGCACUCUCUACGGGUGAACAUUAUAUUAAUAUCCAGCUACCAUAAAACCCCAUCAUGGCUCUAAAUU